Pseudophryne corroboree (corroboree frog) is the source of this 13271-nucleotide messenger RNA. RefSeq names its product ankyrin repeat domain containing 11 (gene ANKRD11). The record is from RefSeq and is a predicted model, not a curated record. Gene Ontology annotation, molecular function: protein binding. Gene Ontology annotation, biological process: anatomical structure morphogenesis. Bases 840 to 9140 code for a protein of 2766 amino acids. NCBI's taxonomy places the organism in Eukaryota, Metazoa, Chordata, Amphibia, Anura, Myobatrachidae. The transcript has 14 exons.
UCUCCCUCUCUUCCUUUCCUCCUCCCAGCGCUGUAUCCUUCUACGUCACCGUGCACAUCCACCAAUCGCAGUUAUCGACGCAGACGGCCGCAGUUGGGCAAGCCAGUGGCAGAGCUUGUCACGUCGCCAUUCCCCUCCACCCCGCCGCCCCCCCCCUCUCUCCCAGGGAGCGCGCCUCAGGGGAGUCAAAGGGCGCGUGGUGGACGAAUCGGCGGCUCGCCGCCAUGAGAACGUGAGGGGACGCGAGCGGCACCGGAAAUCCCGCACCGAGUACCGACCAUUGGCUACCGCGCAUCUCUGUUGGGGCUGCUGGACAUUUCCCUGUCGCCGGAGCUGUGAGACUGUUCCACACCGAUUUCCUCACGUCAUCCGGAGGGAAGCGGCUUCACCCCCCCUUCCCCUCAUCGGCUCCAGCUGGUUUCCGUUCCCCUCCCCCCACUUCCACCGGGUAACGGAGGAGGGGAGGAGGGGGAGGUAGGCCGCGGCCCCCGCCGGCUCCAUGAGCAAGUUCGCGGCCUUCCCUCCCUCCUCCUCCUCCUCCUCCUCACCGGCCCCAUCACCGUGGGGCUCCAGCAGCCAAGGAGUAGGGAUUAAGGACUAGCAGACACCUGGGCGCCCGGAGCGCAGCUUUCUCGACUCUUCAUACAAGUUUGGGCAAAACACUGGAUUUUUACAUGUGAAUAGCAUAACGCGGCUUUCCACUAUGGAGUCGGACACCUUAUAAUAAAAAUAUCAUUGUGAUUCACUUGUACAGUGUAACAUAGAAACCGUUUGACAGCAGACGGUUGAUGACGAAGCGAUAGGGGCAUAAAUGAAGGCCAAGUAAGGAAGGCAAAACGAUGCCCAAGGGUGGGUGUUCUAAAACACCACAGUCAGAAGAAUUCAGCAGCUACGACAUGGUGGAGAAACAAACUGGGAAAAAGGAUAAAGAUAAAGUUUCUUUAAAUAAAACUCCAAAGUUGGAUCGAAGUGAUGGAGGGAAAGAAGUGAAAGAGAAAACUACGAAAAGAAAAUUGCCUUUCUCAGUUGGGACAAAUGGAGAUCAAAAAGAUUCAGACACAGAAAAGCAGGUCCCUGAAAAGAAGCGAAUCAAGAAGGAACCUGCCAACCGGAAGUCUGGGUUACUUUUUGGUAUUUCUGGGAUUCGAGCUGGGUACCCUUUGUCGGAAAGGCAGCAGGUUGCUUUGCUUAUGCAGAUGACAGCGGAAGAAUCUGCCAACAGCCCAGUUGACACAACACCAAAGCAUCCUUCUCAGUCUACAGUCGGUCAGAAGGGGACCCCUAACUCCGCCUCCAAAACCAAAGACAAAGUUAACAAGCGGAAUGAGCGGGGGGAGACUCGUCUUCACCGGGCAGCCAUAAGAGGUGAUGCACGGCGUAUCAAAGAGCUGAUAAACGAGGGAGCAGAUGUGAACGUGAAAGACUUUGCAGGAUGGACAGCCUUGCAUGAGGCGUGUAACAGAGGUUAUUAUGAUGUUGCAAAACAGCUGCUGGCUGCCGGUGCUGAGGUCAACACCAAAGGGUUGGAUGAUGACACCCCCCUGCAUGAUGCAUCUAGCAACGGUCACUACAAGGUUGUUAAACUACUGUUGCGUUAUGGAGGCAACCCUCAUCAAAGUAAUCGCAAGGGUGAAACGCCUUUAAAAGUUGCACACUCUCCAACAAUGGUUAACCUUCUCCUUGGAAAGGGUACCUACACCUCUAGUGAGGAAAGUUCAACAGAAAGCUCAGAAGAGGAGGAUGCACCUUCAUUUGCACCAUCCAGCUCGGUUGAUGGCAAUAACACAGACUCUGAGUUUGAAAAGGGGUCCAAACAUAAGGGUAAACAUCAUAACCCGCCAAAAAGCACGCCGGUGAAAGACGAGUACGAGUUCGACGAGGAUGACGAAGAAGACCGCGUGCCUCCGGUUGACGACAAACAUCUGCUGAAAAAAGAAUUCCGGAAAGAGGCUAAAGCGAACAAUAGUGUAAUUGCUAUUCCUAAAAUUGAAGGAAAAACUUAUUCUAAAAACACGACUGCACCAAAGAAAGCUGCUCGCCGUAUCCUUUCCGAUACGUCAGACGAGGAGGACCAUUCCAUCUCUGUAGGAACUGAAAAACUCUGUUUGACCGCUCACACCGUUUUACCGAGCAAUAAAACCAGGGAGCAGCCUAUAGCCAAGCAUAAAGAAAAAAGUAAAGUAAAAAAGAAACGGAAGAAAGAUACAAAAAAUAAGGAAGUAAAAUUUGGAAAGAAAAAUGUUUUCUGCUCCUCUGAAACGGAAAGCGAAAAUUUGGAGAGCGAUGUAGAAAAUAUGCUUUCCUUGGACAGCUCAAACUGUAUAAAAGACUCUGCCUUAACUUUGAAGGAAACUUCUUUGUUUAGUAGUUUAUCAGCAUCUUCUCAAGGGAGUUUAGCAUCACAGAAGCACAAUGCGAAUAUCCACGACCAGCACUCGAAGCACUGGAGAACAGACAAUUGGAAAACUGUAUCUUCUCCAACCUGGUCAGAUGUUAGCUCGUUAUCAGACUCCACACGGACACGGUUAACUAGUGAUUAUGAUUACGCAUCUGAGGAUUCCAGUUUGGAGUCUUUGAAACCGGUUAAAAAGAAACACGAGCACAAAAAGAAAAGUAGUACACAUAAUAACAUUUAUGAAAAAAACUCUUUCCAUGUACACGUUGAAGGGGCAAUACCCAAAUUAGACAAAGAAGGUAAAGUAGUGAAAAAACAUAAAACUAAACACAAACACAAAAGUAAAGAAAAAGGACAAACCCAAACCAGCCAAGAUGUUAAGAUUCUUAAAAGUUUUUCCUUUGAGUAUGACGACUCUAAACAGAAAUCGGAUAAGUCAUUAAAUCUGGAGGAUGUUCCAGAAAAGUUAAAAGUAGUCAAACAUGAUCAUGAACAUCUCAGGAAAGAAGAUAAACUCCCCAAGAUUAAAACAGAGGAGAAGGAUUGGUCAUUCAGAGAUGAGGGAGGUAAAGUUGCCAAAGAGGAGAAGUCAUCAAAGAAAGCAAAAGAGGGUAAGGACUGUAAUAAAAAUUUCAAAGAGGACAGAGACCGGUCCAGCAAAACAGAGCGAGAAAAAUCUGUCAAAGAGAAAUCCCCCAAAGAUGAAAAACCCAAAACCCACAAAGAAGAAAAAAAGAAGAGUAAAGACAAAUCCUCCAAAUCUGAAAAGAAAAGUGAACUGAAAGAAGAAAAAAAUUCCAAGAAUGAUAAAGAUAAAAAUUUUAAAGAAGAAAAGGAGAAAAUCAAGAAGGAAAAGUCUCAUAAAGAGGAGGCGCCUAUUGAAGAGUUCAAUAACAAAAAUACAUUUUUAGAAAAUGAGGAAGCAAAAUAUAGUACUUCAGAUGACCAAGGGUUAUGGAUUUCAGAAAUGUCCUCAGAUUCAUCUUUUGAUUUUAAAGCCGAGGAUAGCUGGGACUCCUCAUUCACAGACUUUAGGGAGAGCAAAAACGAUGCAAUCACAAAGCUCAUAGUGGAAACUGUCAAAGAAGAAGUCAAAGAAAAAGAAUUCAAAAGCAAAGACAGAAGAGAAUAUGGAGACAAGCAACCAGAGAAGGAGACUAUCAUAAAAAGGAAGGAGAGAGACAGUGUAGACAAAGUUUCUGACAAAAAGAAAGACCAGCCAGACAUGCACAAAGGUACCCAAUUGUAUACAGCGGAGCGGGAAAAGAAACGGAGGGACUCUAUAGAUCUCACUAAAAGUCGAAAGGAAAAAGAUGGCGACUCUGUAAGAAGGGAUUCUACCGUAACAAAGGAGCGCAGAGAUUCUAAAAUAAAACAAGAACAGUAUAAAGAAGAUUUGAAUGAUAUCAGCUCAGAGGCUUUUUGUAAAGACAAGCCAGAACCAGAAACUGUUCCAAAAAAUUCUGAGGCACGAGAAAGGCACCAUUCGGGCAAAGAGAAGGAAAAGAGAGAGACUUCGGAGAAAAAGGAGAAGACCAAAUCUGAAAAACACAGGGAAAAGUCAAAGGACUCUGAGAGAGAGAAGGCAGAAAAAUCUACAGAGAGAAGUCAGAAAGAAAAGGAAACCGACAGGGGGUCCAGAGAGAAGAAAGAUGCAAAGGAAAAAUACAAAGAUUUGCACAAAGAUAGAAAAUCUUCCUUGGAUCAGAAAAGUGAGAAAAAAGAUAAGAAUUGCUCUCAAGAAAAAGAUUUUGGUGACAAGGAUGAGAAAAAGACCAGAGGAAAAAAUUGGUAUAGCAUUGCUGACAUAUUUACAGAUGAAAGUGAAGAGGAAGAAGAACGCUAUGUGCCUGGGUUCAAAGUCAAUGAGGCAUACAGCAAUGAUUUACACAGUUAUCAUGAGCGGGACACUAUCGUCCAAGACAAAGAGCCUUCCCAGUCCGAAAAACAUAGAAAGUAUUCCAAUGACAAGCAGCAUUCAGGGGAAAAGCAGAAGGAACGUAAAAAGGAUAAAAUACAGGGAGACUCUGGGAAGGAGAAAAAGGAGAAGAGCUCUGAAAAACACAAAGACAAAAAAGAUAAAGAUUCUCUUGACAAAUACCGUAAGGACAGAGUAUCAGUGGAUUCUAAUCAAGACAAGAAAUCCAAACUAAAGGGGCAAGUUGAAAAAACGGACAAGAAACAUUGUAGUGAAGAGAGAGCCAAAAACAAACACAAAGAUAAAGAUCACUUUAAAGAUCGAAAGUUCUCAAAAGGUGAAGCAGAAAAGAGUCUGCUGGAAAAAUUGGAAGAAGAAGCUCUCAACGACUACAAGGAUGACUCCAAUGACAAAAUUAGCGAAAUUUCUUCAGACAGUUUUACAGAGCGAGGCCAAGAUGCAGGUCUUGGGAAUAUGUUUGAACCUGGUGUUCUUGCAAACAUGGAAUCUGUGGAUGAAAAAUUUAAAGAUCUAGUGCCUGUGCCUUGUUUAGCAGAAAAGCUGAAAGAUAAAGAAAGAAAUAGACACUCUUCCUCAUCGUCAAAGAAAAGCCAUGAAAAGGAUAAGGUCCGAAGGGAGAAGUCCGAUAAAAAAGGCGAAAAACUGGAUGACCUAAAGGACUCCUACACCAGGAGAGAGUCUAUACAGUAUGAUAAAGAAGCUCCAGCAACAGAUGGGGAGGUGUAUACUGGAUUCAUCAUUAAGACAGAACCCGAAGAGGAAUUGGACAAAAGUGCAGACUACAUGUUUACGAUCGACAAAGAGAAGCACGACUGUGAAAGAGAAAUUUUAAAGAAGUCUGAAAAGGAAAAAGUCUAUAUUGUCUCCUCUUCCACAGUCAAAGAAAAGAAAAAGAAAGAUAAACAUCGUGACAAAAGCAAAGAGGACAAGCACAGAGACAAACAUCUGGAAGCAUUCUUUAAGCUUCACAGAGAAGAGCAGAAACUGGGUAAAGAGAAGGAGUGUCCUCCGAUAACUUCAAAAGAGAAGUCUAAAGAAGAGCUGGUGAAAUUUGGUGAAAACAAACUGAAAGACCGCAUAAAGGAGAACCCAGAUAAAGAGAAAACGGAGACUGUGAAAAUUAGUAAUGGAAAUGAAAAAAUAAGCUUUAAAGAAACCAACAAGAAAGAUACAAGACCAAAGGAGAAACUUUUGGGUGAUGGAGAUCUCAUGAUGACUAGCUUUGAAAGGAUGCUUAGCCAAAAAGAUCUGGAAAUAGAAGAGAGGCACAAAAAGCACAAAGAAAGAAUGAAGCAAAUAGAGAAAAUGAGACACAGAUCUGGGGAUCCAAAGUUAAAAGAGAAAAUAAAAUCUGAAGAAUUGCGCAAGCGAAGUUUAGACUUGACUACCAAGAAACCUCUUGUUACAGAUCCCCUUCAAAAAGAAAAGAAGGCAAAGGAGCAGACCUCCUUGAAUAUAACGUUGCCUGAAAAUAAAGCCCAGUCAGUCAUUGGGAAUGAUUCUAAAGAUUGGCUUAAUGGUCCACAAAUUAAGGAAGUGCUUACUGCUUCACCAAGGCCAGAUCAAAGCAGGCCAACAGGCGUUCCCACUCCUACUUCUGUGAUUUCUUGUCCCAGCUAUGAAGAGGUCAUGCAGACCCCAAGAACACCGUCAUGUAGUACUGAAGAUUACCCAGAGCUAAUGUUUGAAUGUUCGGAUACCCAACAUUCUUUGCCCGUGUCUGCAAUGUCAAUGAAUGCCUGCUCACCGACCUUCUUUGACCGUUAUUCAAAUACAUCUGGUGGGAUUCCUGAAAAUACAAGUCAAACUCCAACUAAACUAUCUUCCUCCAUCAGUCGUAGCCGUUCAGUCUCUAUUGAUAUAAGAAGAGUUCCUGAAGAGGAGUUUUCAGCUUCAGAGAUGAAGUUUUUCAGACAACAAAGUGUUCCAGCAUCUUCUAGUUUCAGUUCACCAAUGCAGAUGAUGAUUGAGGAUAAGAUGCAACCUCUCUUACCUGCAGAGAAAUUCUCUUGUUUAUCUCCAGGCUAUUAUUCACCAGAUUACAGACCAGCAUCUCCAAGGGUUGAAGAUGUUACUUGUACACCUGUGGACAUUGCAAGUAUUGCUCCUUCUCCUGACCGUGUACACUCAGGUUUACAAGCAAAAUCCUCACCAUCAGAGAGAGAUGACUUGCUGGAGCCUUCUACAGAAAGUGCAGUUCCACCUGAACUUGGCUUGCCCUGUGAUUCUGCAGAAGCACAACAAGCUACAGAAUCCAUUCUGCCCCAAGAACAAAGCUUCUCCCCACCAGAGCCAAAUUUUAUGCAACAAGAGUCUGCCUUCUUAGAGUCUGAAAAUAACUUUCUUCCAAAUGACAAUAACUUUCCUGCUGAACCUGACUUCAUACCACAAGAAUCAAGUUAUCUGCACCAGGAACCUGCUUAUAUUCCUCAGCAGACAGGCUUUCUGCCCCAGGAGUCUGAAUUUUUGCCCUCAGAGCCACCCUUUAUGCCACCAGAACAAAAUUAUGUUCUCAACACAGGAUCUAGUUUUCCAUCCUCAGAGGCUACUUACUUGUCUCAUGAAUCCGGUUUUCAUGCAUCACUUACAGAAUCCACUUUUCUACCUCCUGAACCUGCCUUUUUACCACCACCUACAGAGUCUGGUUUUCUUCCACUGGUUGAAGAAAAUACUUUUGGUUCCACAAUCUCUGAGCAGAACCUAGGAUGGGUUAGUCCAGCUGCUAGGAAUGUAGACUCUGUUAUGCCACCCAGUCUCUUGGGUAACAAUCCAGAGCAAGCUGCAAGCUGGUCCAUCGAACCUGAUCUCUUAAAGUCUCCUCAAAUAUUCCCGGAGUCACCCAAGCACUUUUGUCCAUCCGAUAAAGCUAUUGCUGCUGCAGUUCCUUUCAUUUCAUCUGAUUCACCUUACCCAGUUUCCCCCAUUUCAUAUCCCAUGUCUGAACCAGCUCCUGAAGAAUUAAAGGCAGAUGAAGAGGAAUCAGAAGACGUUAUGCCCCAUUCAGAUGACCAUGCUCCAUACAUGUCACCUACUCCCCUUGCCAAUUUCUUCAGUGACUGUAAGACCCUUCCAGAGGAACCACAAUCUCUGUCAGACACCCAGAUUAAUUUAGAACCUCUUGCAGACACUUUAGCAUCUGUCAAAGAAACUGCUGUAGAACCUGAUGACCUACCCCCACCUAAUCAGGAAGAUCCAGAGCCAUGGACUGACCCAUUUUCUUCAGUGGUGGAUGACUUGGACCUUGGGCCUUUUUCUCUACCAGACCUCCCACUUCCAGUCAAGGAGGAGAACGAUUCUGAAGCUAUUGAACAGUCAAACAUAAUUGCAGAAGUUCCUGGGGUUAUUUCGGAUGUCCCUAAUGUCGAUGACACUACUGAAAUGGAUCUUCCAGAGCCUGCGAUUCCUAAAGAAACAUGUGCAAUGGAGGUGCAGGAGCAGUUGCCUGAAAUUCAGGAGCAAAAACAUCAGGAAGAAGAAUCUACAGUGGAUAUUGCAGUGCUGUCUCUUAGUUCCAAACAAGUGUUUGAAACUGCAAACUUUCCUAUCCCCUUUGUACAGCUGACUGCUCUUGAACAAAUGGAAACUAAAGUUCAGACAGACCUGAGUUCUACAAAGACCAAUGCUCAGGUGUUGCCAAAGAACCUAGAGCCUAUUGAUGUGAAGGUUGCUAAUAGUUCACCAGUGGAAAAUGUAAAUUGUGAACCAGUUGCACAAGUGGAGCCCCCUCAAAUCAACCCCUCUGUAGAAGUUCCAGAGCAGACGCCAAAAGUUACAAUCGAUGUCCCAAAGCAACCCAAAGUAGAAGAGAUACCUCAACGUAUGACCCGCAACAGGGCUCAGAUGCUUGCCAACCAGAAUAAGCAGAAUUCCUCCCCAGCGGAGAGAGAGCAGCCUACCGUAACUGCACCGACGACCCGAGGAAAGAGUAAAGUUGCAGAGGAGGAAGAGUCUCAAACGCAGCACCCGCGUAAGAGAAAGCUGCAGAAACCAAACCAGCUUCAGCAGCAGAUAAUCAGCAACACCAGUCAGCAAACUCGGGAGAUGAUUCAACAGACUCUGGCAGCCAUAGUUGAUGCUAUAAAAUUAGAUGACAUUGAGCCAUAUCAUAGUGACCGGUCAAACCCAUACUUUGAGUAUUUGCAGAUUAGAAAAAAGAUAGAAGAGAAAAGGAAAAUCUUGUGCUACAUCACCCCUCAAGCACCGCAGUGUUAUGCAGAGUAUGUGACCUAUACUGGCUCCUAUUUAUUGGACGGCAAACCACUCAGCAAGCUCCACAUUCCAGUGAUUGCACCACCUCCGUCAUUGUCUGAGCCACUCAAAGAAUUAUUCCGGCAACAGGAAGCAGUUAGGGGAAAGCUUCGCCUGCAACACAGCAUUGAAAGAGAGAAACUCAUAGUGUCUUGUGAACAGGAGAAUCUCAGAGUUCAUUGUAGAGCGGCCAGGACAAUUGCCAAUCAGGCUGUGCCUUUCAGCGCCUGCACCAUGCUGCUGGACUCCGAGGUCUAUAACAUGCCUCUGGAAAAUCAGGGAGAUGAAAAUAAAUCCGUCAGAGAUCGGUUUAACGCUCGGCAGUUCCUAUCUUGGCUGCAGGAUGUCGAUGAUAAAUAUGACAGAAUGAAGACAUGCGUGUUAAUGAGACAGCAGCAUGAAGCCGCAGCCUUGAACGCCGUACAGAGGAUGGAAUGGCAGUUAAAGAUGCAAGAACUGGAUCCAACGAGCCACAAGUCCCUGUGCGUCAAUGAAGUUCCCUCUUUCUAUGUGCCAAUGGUGGACGUUAACGAUGACUUUGUGCUCUUGCCAGCAUGACAAGGUGGACAUCCCGGGUUUGUUUGUUUUUACUUCCUGCGAAACUGGCAAGGGCCGGCCCCCUUGGCAUAGAGGAGCUCAGACUUCACUUGCAUCGUAUCGCUUGCUGAUGAAUCCGCUGCUUACAAGAGGAGGAAGCAUUUCGAUUUUUGCUAGUAUGGAAACCCUAAAGGAAUUGCACUUUCUUCACAGCUUAAACCCACCACUCCUCUCCGUAGCAGUCAGGGAAGGCCACCGCGGGAGGAGCACGCACCGACAGAGUGCCAGGGAGGCGGAGAGCAAGGGAUCAAGGACGCCACAUUAGUGUGUAUUGUAUCCACGUAACUGCGGCCUGCUCAGAGAUGUAGUGGAGAACUAAAUAAUAUGGAAGGUGCCCAUUCACCAUGGUCAUUUUCAGUUACAGGUCUGGCGGUUUGUGAACUUCUAUGGACCUACUUUAAUUUGGCUUUUCUUUUUCUCUUUUUUUUUUUUUUUUUUUUUUUUAUUCCCUCCUCAUUGCUAGGCCAUGGUGCAACGCGACAAAACCGCCUUCAGCCGCUGACUACCUCAGGUCAGCCUGUAAGUUGCCAGGCCUCUAUUGCAAAAUAGCAACAGGCCAGUUUUCCCAUUAACGUUAAUUUGUUCCUGCUCCUUUAAAGUUCUUGCAGAUCCUGCAUGUGGUUAAUAACCUGGUUUAGGAUUCUCGCAUCUCCUCCAUGCUUAAAAACAGCAGUGGCAAGCAUGACGGUUCUAAAUUCUAUUUUCAAAGCAGACGCUCAAUUUGUCACUCCCCCCACCCCAACCUUUUCCUGUCUUUUAAUCUCUUGGGCAUUUUGUUUCUCUUGUUGGAGAACUUAACUUGAAACACUACAGAGCCAAUACUCCUAUAUGUAUGGAAAAGACAAAAAAAAAAAAAGUAUCUGGUAAAUUAUGUACAGUUUUUUAUACACAUUACCCAAUGUACUUUGCUGCCUUCUAGAUAAAUUAUUUUGCAAACACAUUACUGCACAGUUGUAAAUAACUUAUGUACUGUAACAUCACUUUCAGUUUUGUGUAAAGAAAUAAAUAAAUUUAAAAAACUUUGUAAUAUAUAGUUCACCCUAGGCAGCAGCUUCUUUGAAGAGAUGGAUUCCGGGAGCGUGGGCGACAGAAGGGCCAAAAAAAAAAAAAGUUUUAUGUUCAGUAUUUUGAUCAUUUUUGUCUCCAUGUGUGAACUUUAAUUUUGCUCAUGCCUGACACAGUGGUUGCGUCAGACCUUGUGCUGCGAAAAGGGGUCUUGCGUACAAUUUAAUACCUUCAAUGAAAAGGGUUAAUGCAGGGAAGUAACUACAUCAUUUUGUUCCGAAAGAUCUGGCGAGUAUGUCAAGGUUCUACCUAUAUGUUGUCUUAGAGCUUUUUAUUUUUUAUUUUAUUUUUUUGCUGUUGGGUCUGUAAAUCUGCAGCCGGUUAGCAGGAAUAUUGAGGUCUGCCUUAGCAAAUUUUAGUCAUCAGUAAUCCCUCGUGAAUGUACUGCUUGGCAAGUCCUGAUUUCUUCUCUCUCUCUCUCUCUCUCUCUCUCUCUCUCUCUCUCUCUCUCUCUCUGUUUGGUAGUUGCCAAUUUUACCUAAAUUUAAGAAUACAAUGUUGCAAUUUCGUAACAGUCGCCAUUAGUCUUACUUUCCAGAGCAGUUUACCAGUGCUUGCAUUUUCAUCUUUAAUUGGUGAUUUUGGGUAGCUGCGUGGUUGUCAUGAGUCUAGAACUGCGGUUUUGCAUUAGAACCUCCCAUCUUUUAGUACAGCUGUGAAAGAUCUUUGUACAUGGCAUAAUACCUUAUGAAAAUGUCACGUUCAGUGUGAUAGACUGGUAGCAAAACUUUGAGACCAUCCAGCAGUAUGGCUUGAGGCUUGGCACAGCUUUGUAAGUCUAGGUUCAAGUCUGUAGAACCAUCCUGCUACAUUAAUCACUGCACUGUUAUAUUUAUAUAGCACCAGCUUUUUGUUGUGUCUCUGAAUAAGUGGUUAGUGGUUGACAGGAGAUAUGAUAGGAUCUGUUUUAAAAAAAUAAAAUAUCCUCCAGCAUUGACCUAGCGGAUUCUGUAUUUUCCUGCAGUCACAACGUCAACAGUCACACUUUCAGCAGAAAAUGCCGACACAGCAGUAAUGUUGGUUAGAGCGCUGUAACCGUUAUCACACUGUAACUUUCAGUGUGUUGGUAAAGUAUCAUUUUUAAAGUUAGUGAUUACCCGGUUACAGUGCUUUAAAAUUAGUACUGUUGGCAUACUGUGCUCGACUGUAAACUGCCGACAGUGUGAUUAUCAUAAUUGCCUACCUCCCUAUCUAGCGACCUCUGCAGUCAGCACCUGUACUUCUGUUACCAGGAGCUGAAUUACUGACAUUGAUAUGCCCAUAGUUUUAUUUGCUUGCUCUGGAGACCAGUUUAAUAAAAUGCAGGUAAAUAGGGGUUUCUUGCUGUCAAGCUGUGAAGACGUAACUAUUAUCCUGUCUAUUGAAUUAACUACUUUGCAUUUGGUAAAGAGAGCCCAUUGGAAAUGAACACGUGUCCACCCGUUUGUCGCAGGACCAGUUUAUCUGCCCGGUUCAGGUUCCUCUCCCCUGCAGAUAUUGUGGCGUUCCUUAUUUUGCUAUAGUAUUCUUGACUGUUCAGUUGUUUUGAAUUGUUUUGAGGCUUCUUACGUUACAUUCCAGACAAGUCCCUUUAGGCAGACUAUACAGGUGGCAGUCAGGCAUGCUAUCUGAUAUAGGCAUGGUCAUGCAGUAGUAGCAAUGUCACCAUUAGAAAGAGUAAACAGGGCUCCCAGUUCUCCUCCUCAGCCAUCUGAGCGGGCAUCAGGGUGCUAAGUAGGGUGCUGGGAUGUCCGCGUUUACCCUUUUCUUCCCAAGUUAGCCAGGGUGUUGAAGAAAAAAGUUCAGGUGUCAUGGUGGUAAUAUAUGUGCCCUUUGUAAUAUUGUCCUUCACAUGCAAGUUCUUUACAUGACAGAUAAUGCAGUGCAUUAUGGCUUUCCUCAUACAGUGCUGCAGGGGCUGGUAGUAACUUCAUAAAACGGCUGCGUUUAAGGAACCUUUCACUAACUAAUUUUUUGUCAAGAUGUUUGCUGUCAUAAAGUGAGGAAAAGGCCAUUACAGUGAUUCUAGCUCAUCUGUUUCACGCCUGUGUCCCAAGUCUUUAAAUCUGAAACGUUCUUUCACACAGACUGAUGUUAGCAGAGAGUGCUACCAGCAGGGGGCAGUUCUGCUAACCUACAGAUUAUGUGGCUUCACACAGUCUUGCUGCUUAACGGCUCCUAUUAGGAACGGUUUCUCUGUGAAUGUACGAGUGACUGACUUUAGAUCUUGAUAGCCAAUAACCAAAAUGUCCUUAAACAGUCCCAACACACAGCGGAUGAAGCAGUUUUGCGGCCUUAAUGCGCUUCAGCGGUUUGGCAAGUCCUAGUGAAUAGGUAGACUGGAUAUUGUUUCGGGCCCCAAAUCGUCUUUCUCCACUUAGAUUUAAACAAUGGUUCCGCUUUAAUUUGCUAAUCGAUUAAACAUUAAAGGUUUCCUACCUAUACAUUAACUUCCCCAUGUAUUACUGCAGUUGUCCUUUACCUGACCUCCAUCUGCUGUUAGACUGUUUUUUAACCAGUUUUCGUUUAAAGAAACGGUUUCUUUAAACAAUUACUUAAGAACUUUUUAAGCUAGUUUUUCAGCCCCAAGGCACCAGCCUUUACCCCAUCCAAAUUUAAUCUGUCAAAUUAUUUAUUCUUUUUAACUCACCUGUGGUAUAUAUGUUGCUUCAUGUCUCAGCAGAUUGUAUAUUUCCCUCCUGUCAUGGUUCUAAGAGACAUUGUACAUAUGUAAAUAUGGAGCUAGCAGGUCGCACCACACCCUCUGUUACAGGUCUCUUCAGUACAGCCAGAUUUCUUGGUAAUGUAACAAUGUAACUUUUUUUAUUUUUAUUUUCCACUUGUUUGUGUACAUAUUGUGUUGGCAGUGCUGGUGCUGCCUUGGCACUGCGCUGCCGGUUUUUGCAGUUCAAUCAUUCAGCUGUACAAGUUCCUGCAGAAUACACAGAUACAAAAUGUUAUUUUCUACAAUUGCAUGUACAGACAUAAGGCCAGAAAAAUCUGUCGUCUCUCAGAGAUAAUGUUCGUAAAUAAAUGAAACAAAAUAAA